Molecule: messenger RNA, 1450 nt
Organism: Capsicum annuum
Lineage: Eukaryota; Viridiplantae; Streptophyta; Magnoliopsida; Solanales; Solanaceae
Product: probable glycosyltransferase At5g11130
Exons: 1
Coding region: 254-1318 (354 amino acids)
Molecular function (GO): glycosyltransferase activity
Source: RefSeq, a predicted model, not a curated record
AAUUAAAAAAAAAUCAUCCCUUUCAAUGUCCACUCUUAAUAUUGAUAUCUCAACAACCUCUAAACUCCAAACACUUGCUAUAUUUAUGAACUCCCUCAAAAUAUCCCUCCUACAAGCUACCUAAUAGUCGAACAAAGACUAAAGUUAGCCAUAGUAAUCUAAUAGUUGGAUGUAAAAAAGCUCUCGUUCACUCAUCAAACCUAAAUUGAGCAGACAAAAAAAAAAAAAAACUUACAGAGUAUAUUUGCUCGAAAUGACAAAGUUUUGUUUUUGUAUCUGCCUGAUCAUCUUCUUCUUUGUCUCAAUUCAAACAUCUUCUUCUUCUCCUUCGUCUUCGUCGUCUCCUUAUCUCUCUCCAACCACAUUUACGAAGAAUUACAAUAAAAUGAUUGUGAAUUUCAAGCUAUUCAUCUAUCAGCCUGUUCAACACAUUGCUUUUUCUUCUCCGUCAGCUUCAUUGUUCUACAAAUCUCUCAUUAACAGCGCGUUUGUUACACGCGAACCAGAAGAAGCUCAGCUCUUCUUCGUGCCUGUCUCUCCUGGAACUUCAAAGCGCGCUCUGGCGCGCCUUGUACGUGAACUCAGAACUAGAUAUACUUUCUGGAAUCGUACGCUUGGAGCUGAUCAUUUCUUCAUUUCACCCGAAGGAAUUGAGUUCUCUUCUGAUAGAAAUGCAUUGGAGCUGAAGAAAAAUUCGGUUCAGAUUUCGGUUUUUCCGACUGUUUCUGGUAAUUUUAUUCCUCACAAGGACAUCAGUUUGCCUCCGGCGAGCACACCGGAGCUCAAACUGAUCUCCGACGAGCCGGUGAACGGUACUGUUCUGGGAUUUCUGAAUUGGGAUGGGAGGACGGAGGCGGAGCUGGUGAAUGAGUUGAAACUAGAUGAUGAUUUCCUCGUUGAAUCUGAACCGUCGAAUCAUGUAGAAAGAGCGAAGAACAGCAAGUUCUGCUUGUUCUUCUACUCCGAUGGUUCACUUGCAGCAACUAACUCUAUGAAUAUAGCAACAGCAAUCUCAUCGGGAUGUGUGCCGGUGGUUAUAGUAGACCGUCCGGUACAGGAUUUCCCGCUGAUGGACGUGUUGAGGUGGUCGGAGAUGGUGUUGUUGAUCGGAAACCGCCGUGGAGCUGACGGAGUGAAGGCGGUGCUGGGUGGUGUAACGGCGGAGAAGUAUGAGAAAAUGAGGGAAUUGUGUGUGGCGGCGGGGCAGCAUAUGGUGUGGAAUGAUGAACCUCAGCCGUAUGAUGCUUUUCAUAUGGUGAUUUAUCAGCUGUGGAUGAGACGACAUACGAUUAGAUACACUCGAAGGGAAGAAUUUUAGUACCCAUUUUGCUCUUUUGAUCGAAUUAAGUGAGGGUUCGUGUCUCGAAAUUGUUAUUUCAUUUUUAAUAUGCAAUAAAAAUAAUACUAGUAUAAUUUUGAAAUAACUAAUCAGAUGAAUUACAUUGUAUUG